Cryphonectria parasitica EP155 is the source of this 534-nucleotide messenger RNA. RefSeq lists its product as uncharacterized. Gene Ontology annotation, molecular function: acyltransferase activity, transferring groups other than amino-acyl groups. Bases 1 to 534 code for a protein of 177 amino acids. The record is from RefSeq and is a predicted model, not a curated record. NCBI's taxonomy places the organism in Eukaryota, Fungi, Ascomycota, Sordariomycetes, Diaporthales, Cryphonectriaceae. The transcript has a single exon.
AUGCACCGCCUCUUGACAGCUGCCGACGUUGAAAGCCGUCUACCGUCACUCCGUACCCUGCUUCAAUCACUUGUAAACGACGACCCGGCGGCAUCCUCCAUUGGCUUCCUAGCCCCACUCUCAGACGCAGAUGCAGACGAAUAUUGGAGGUCCGUCGCUGCAAAGCUAGAUACGGUGCCUCAAACAUGCUAUUUGUUUGUAGUCUGGGGCUCCGACGCUCUCGACAUCAUGGGAACCGUGCAGCUGCAACUCAUGCCCAAGGCCACACAUGCCCACAGAGCCGAGAUCGCAAAGCUGUUGGUUCGGCCCUCUGCCCAGCGGCGAGGGCUCGGCAGGAAGAUGAUGGACCACGUGGAGGACGUUGCACGAGGGUCUGACAUCCAGCUCCUCACCUUGGACACCAAGACGGAAACCCCAGCUCGGGCCUUCUACGAACGCACUGGCUGGACAGUUUGGGGGACAUGUCCUGAGUAUGCUGCCUUUGCCGAUGGUCGGUUAGGCAGCACGACGUUCUUCUACAAGAGCCUGAAAUGA